Molecule: messenger RNA, 1107 nt
Organism: Talaromyces atroroseus
Lineage: Eukaryota; Fungi; Ascomycota; Eurotiomycetes; Eurotiales; Trichocomaceae
Exons: 3
Coding region: 1-1107 (368 amino acids)
Biological process (GO): cellular response to misfolded protein
Cellular component (GO): endoplasmic reticulum membrane
Molecular function (GO): Hsp70 protein binding
Source: RefSeq, a predicted model, not a curated record
AUGCCUUCCGCAACAGCAUCUGGAACCGACGCAGGCUCCAGUGGAUCAGCCAGGUCGCGCGAUCACAAUCAGGGGAAUCAGGAUCGCAAAUACACGCCCGAACAGAAAGCCGCUGUGAUACGAGUUCGGAAAUGCUCGCCGACCGCGUUCUAUGAGAUCCUGGCUAUUGAGAAAACCGCAACUGAUGGCGAAAUUAAGAAGGCUUAUCGCAAGUUGAGUUUGCUUACGCACCCGGAUAAGAAUGGAUAUGAAGGGGCCGACGAGGCGUUCAAGAUGGUGUCCCGCGCUUUCCAGAUACUGUCGGAUUCCGAUAAAAAGUCGAGGUACGAUAAAUUCGGCGGUGACCCGGAUAACAGAUUCUCAGCAUCUGGAGCUGGAGCUAGCGCUGGACCUUCAGGUGCAGGGUCUCCCUUUAGCGGGUUCGGUGGUGGUGGUGGGUUCCCACGCAGUCAGUUUGGUGGUGACUCUGCGUUUGAGGGAGAAAUAUCUCCUGAAGAACUCUUCAAUCGGUUCUUCGGCGGCGGCGGAUUUGGUCCUAUGGGCGGUGGUUUCAGUCCUUUUGGAGGUCCUCAAUUUGUCUUCAAUAUGGGUGGCGGUCCCGGAUUCAGAGUUCACCAGUUUGGAGGUGCACGCCCUCGCAGAAGACCUCGUGAAGCUAAUGGUCAAACACAACAACGAGAACCAUUCAGCUGGGCUUCAUUCACACAGCUUCUCCCCCUCAUAGCUUUGUUCCUUUUCCCACUCGUCUCCUCCCUAUUUUCGGGCAACCCGACGGUUCCCGCCGGCCCUUCAUUUCGUUUUGAUGCGCCUAUUUCGCCUCAUACCAUGCACCGUACAACGCCCAAGUAUAACAUAGAUUAUUACGUCAAUCCGCUCGAUGUCGAUGACUUUAGCAACAGGAAAUUCAGCCAACUGGACGCACGCGUGGAAGGGGAAUUUGUCAACGGUCUCCGCUACGAAUGUGAGAAUGAAGUACAGGAAAAAGAUCGUCGGAUUCAAGAAGCUCAGGGCUGGUUCUUUCCCGAUGUUGAGAAGAUAAAAGAGGCUAGAGCAAUGGAACUAAAGAGUUGUCGACGAUUAGAGGGUCUACGAGGCCGUCGACAUUGA